AUGGACGUUUUGCGUUCAACAUACACCGCUCCUUCCUUCUUAGCCACCAACACGAGCGCUUUCUCCUCCAUCCCGUACCUUCCUUACUAUACAGACAGCAUAGUAUUCUUCCUUCACCAGCGAGGACUGCAGAGAUAUGGAUACUCUUUCUUCCAUGCUGCGCUGCAACAACCUUGUACGCAUACCUUGUUCUCUAUCAAGGUGAAGUCAUGUUAUUGUCGUCUCAGUAUUGAAAUUACCGUUGACACAAUCGUUUAUCCAAGGGUGAAGGUCAUGGUCACUACACGACGAACAAUAGCAAACGCUGUAGCGGCUACGACUAAAUCCCCAACCAAGCCAUUAGUCACGCAAUCUGCAAACGGGACGAGUCGUAUCGUUUACACAAACAUAAAAACUUUUGAAUCCUUGACUCCAACACCAGAACCUUCCACUUCAACCAGCAGCCAGCACAGCUUCAGCACACCUUCGACACCUCCAGCUUGCAGCACAUUGAACCUCGUGAUGACCACUACUAACAAUGAGUUCCAGAACCAGGUUCAGCAUGAUCCGGGACCUCUUCCAGUCCGUCAAGUCCUGGCGCCAAAACCUCACGGUAUGGCAGGCAGCGUGAACAACCCGAUCAGCAUGCUUGAGGACUCGCCGUCCGAAAAGUCAUCCCAGGCACCGAACGAGACCAAGAGCACGAAGCGAAAGCACCAGCAGCAGCAGAAAAUUGAGCCGCACAAAUUCGUCGACAAUGGGCAUAGGAAGUUGCACAGCCACCAGCAGUUCAAGCCCGCCGUUGUUCCUCAGCCUGCCCAAGGUACCAUAUUCACCGGUCACCAAAGCCAAGAUAUAUACCGCGCGAUCAACGCAAGAGUUGCAGCUGCGACAGAGACACAGCUGGGUGGGGUACCUGCACCAGCCAAGCGGGCUGUUCCUUACGAGGUGCAAUUCCCCAUGUCAGCACGCUUUCUUGCGAACCGCGUGGUCACCAAUCCGACGUUCGCUUCGUUCAUGCAGCAGCACGGUGUCCAGGUGCCUACUGCAAUUCAGUUGCCCGCUCAGAGCGAGGUCUUCCUUCGUAGGAAGGCUAUCCAGUAUGUGAGAGAGUUCUCGAAGCCUACCCCAUGCAAGCGGUCGCUUUCCAACGUCGAUCCUGAUGAGACCAGCAGUUCAGAGUCUGAAGAACCAAUCGUUGAUGGUGGAGCACGUAAGACUCUCACCUCUUCCAUGUCUCAGAUGAAACUUAAUCCUUCAACCCUAGGUAUCAAUGUACUUCCCACGCCCAAUCUCGCGUCUACAACACAGCAUGCGUCUAUCAUCAACAGCAUCAUGCCAACGCCCACCCAGAGGUACCACGCUACACCAGGAUCUACGAAUACUUCUGCGCCUACUUCGGCAACCCAACCACUCUUUGCUCAUAAGAAAGGCAAAAUACCCGUCUUCCGCGACAGUUCCCAGAACCCAGCAAUUUCUCAACACCUCAUCGCCCCCGCUUCUUCCACCAUCCCGAUCGAACUCACGCACCUCAUCGACAACACCAUUCUAAUCACCUCCCUCCUACAGAUCUACUCGAAGUCCCGCGACCAACGUGGUCUCCGACAAGAUCUCUCUAUGCUCGUGUCCGUCCAGAACCAGCGCUUUGCAGCCUGGCAGAAGAGCGAGGCGGACGCUGCUAGGAAACAGCGGGCAAUGAGGAAGAAGGAUGUGAAUGCGAAGAAGUCUGCGGUUGUUGCCCCACCUACGGCGCAAGAUGCGGCUCGAGCUGCGCUGCGUGAGAUUUGGCAAGGCGGCGGCCAGUCGCAGACGGUGGAGCAGGCAGAGCCUACCAAGACUACGAUGGAUUCGCAGAUGAGAGACUUGUUGUCCGCGGGCGCAGGGAUGUGGCAGGAUGGGAGUGGGGUUGGGGUCGCUGAUGUUUUCACGAACAAGACAGAGGAUGGUUGUGGUGAAGAGGCAGUUCCAAGUGCAGAAGAAGAAGAAGAAGAGGAAGAGGAAGAAGAACCGGAAGCGUCUGCAGACGACGAAGAAGCCCAAGGCCAGAAUCCACCAGGAGGUCGCGGUCGCUCCAAGAAAGCCCACACCCCAUCUUCAGACACCAACAUGCAAGAUGCACCACCCACCGACGUCGUCUCCGACUCCGUCAACUAG
Molecule: messenger RNA, 2133 nt
Organism: Plenodomus lingam JN3
Lineage: Eukaryota; Fungi; Ascomycota; Dothideomycetes; Pleosporales; Leptosphaeriaceae
Source: RefSeq, a predicted model, not a curated record